AUGUCAAAUGUGGGACAAUUUGACUGCGAUUUUUACCAAUCUAAUUAUACUAUUGAUAAUCAGGAGCAGAGUUCUGAAGAUUCUAAUAUGUAUGCAUAUGUUUAUGGAUAUAGAAAACCACCAGCCAGCCAGCAGCCUCCGCCUGCCUUUGUCCCAGCAGAGAUGCUGACGUCAUCAGGUUACGAGGGACAAUAUUUUCAGCCAGCAUCCAACCCGGAUUAUUAUUCACAAUCUUCUUACAUUGACAGUUUUGAGGAAGAGCCUCCUUUGCUAGAAGAACUUGGAAUUAAUUUUGAUCACAUAUGGCAAAAAACCUUGACCGUGUUAAACCCGCUGAAACCAGCAGAUGGCAGCAUUAUGAAUGAAACGGACCUCACUGGGCCUAUCCUGUUUUGUAUCUCUCUGGGAGCCACCUUGCUUCUGGCAGGAAAAGUUCAGUUCGGUUAUGUGUAUGGCAUGAGUGCCAUAGGUUGCCUGGGGAUUCACACCUUACUAAACUUGAUGAGCUCUUCAGGGGCGUCUUACGGCUGCGUGGCAAGUGUCCUGGGCUACUGUCUGCUCCCCAUGGUCAUCCUGUCCAGCUGCGCCAUCUUCUUUUCACUGCAGGGCACCUUCGGAACUGUGUUGGCACUGGUCAUUGUUGGCUGGUGUAGUCUGUCGGCUUCCAAAAUCUUCAGUUCCGCCUUGGGCAUGGAGGGACAACAGCUUCUCAUUGCCUACCCUUGUGGCUUACUUUAUGGACUUUUUGCCUUCCUAACAGUUUUCUGAAGAGUAUUUGAGAUGGCGUUUCAAGAUUCUAUUUGUUUCCUGUUCAUAUUAUCCUGGAAAUGUGUUAGCAUUCAAAUUCGGUAAUAUGAUUUCUGCUUUAUUGCUGUUGAGAGAAUAAUAAGCAAAGAGACAAAACAGCACUUAAGGCUGGUACUUUAAUAACUUGUUUGGUUUGAAUGAUGUUUUGCUUUUUGGUUUGGUGCAUUAAAACAUUUUAGAAUGCUUUAAAAUCAAAGGGGAUAUAGUUGUUGUACUGAUGCUGUACCCUGCUUUUCUCAAUGGAUCUAUUUUUAAGAAAUUGUAAGUAAAUAAAAUCAUAUGAUGACUGUGUAAAGUAAA
This is a messenger RNA of Enhydra lutris kenyoni (northern sea otter), 1107 nucleotides long. Its product is annotated as Yip1 domain family member 7. NCBI's taxonomy places the organism in Eukaryota, Metazoa, Chordata, Mammalia, Carnivora, Mustelidae. Gene Ontology annotation, biological process: endoplasmic reticulum to Golgi vesicle-mediated transport; vesicle fusion with Golgi apparatus. Gene Ontology annotation, cellular component: trans-Golgi network; membrane. The record is from RefSeq and is a predicted model, not a curated record. The coding region runs from base 1 to 768 and encodes 255 amino acids. The transcript has 5 exons.